This is a messenger RNA of Lytechinus pictus (painted urchin), 6796 nucleotides long. Its product is annotated as mucin-5AC-like. The transcript is spliced from 9 exons. Bases 1510 to 3717 code for a protein of 735 amino acids. The record is from RefSeq and is a predicted model, not a curated record. NCBI's taxonomy places the organism in Eukaryota, Metazoa, Echinodermata, Echinoidea, Temnopleuroida, Toxopneustidae.
AGGCUGCUUUCUUACUCCUCGUCCCCCGGAACAACUUGGCAAAGCAUUCAUCCCCACACCCCCUUCCUUUCAUAGGGGCGCCAUGCCUGGCUACCCUUGAACAAAACCCUCUCUAUUAUGUUCUUUUGACAACACCAGUAACAUGUCUCCCGGAUCGAUAUUUGCUCUUCAAACAUGUUUCCAAUCAGAGUCGGUUGUUUGCAGGUUACUAUGUCUUGUUUAAAAGCCAUUGCAUUUAAAUUCGCACUACGAUAUUAAGGAUCCUCGGCUGUUAUUGCCACUUUUACCAAUCAAGCAUGUUUCGUAUAUAUGGUAUCUUCUAUUGCUCAUCAAGUAUUUGUUGUUAACAUCGGGUCAGCAGGAUAGUCGCUUCCCUGGGCAGGAGAUCGAGUAACGUUGUUUUGGGAAAUUAUAAGUUAUAAUCUCAAUAGAUAAACAACAUUAUGGGAUUCAUCGCAAAGCGUUCAUUAAUUUGAAUCUUCGAUGAAAUGGACAUUUUAAUCGAGAUUAAUCAUCUUCAUCGUUCAUCUUUUCGUGCGACUUGUCUGGAAUUCUUUUCGUUUCUUCUCGCUGCCCAGUAGUACGCGUGUGGUUGCUACGGAUCCAAGGACCGUAAAUUUGUUCAAGUCAAGAUUAGUGUGAAUACUAAUCUUAAUAUUUUUUAAAUGCACGAGAUGAAUUACACAUGAGUGAUAUUCUUGCAUGUUCCUAAAAGAUUGUUGCAUAUAUAAUAAAGGCAUCUCGUUAUGUUAUAUACUCUGUUAUAGUUUUAAGUGGCUAUCUGCGUUUUAUCGGAUUACUUUCUGUACAAUGGGAAUUACGUGCAGCUGAUGUAUGAAGUGGACCGCGUUCGCCCCCAUUGACAAAAUGUUAAAAGAUGAACAGUUCAUUCUACAUGCAUGCUCAUGUUUUUAAUUAAGGCAGUGUACCAUCCUACGAUCCAGUAUCCAAACAUUCAAUUUUGUAAUUUUCCUUAACUUCAAACCUUACACUCUAUCCUGCCUGACGUCUCUUUUUGGUGACAUCAACGCCAGUGGCCUAUAACCCUUGAGGUCAGUAAGGUGAUCUCUAUACCAAAACGUACGUGAUUCAGUCCUAUCCUUGGGCAUAACGUUGUGCAAACUGUUUCAGGAGAAUCCGUAACAACACAAUGGUAAAAAUGCUUCUGAAAAUGGAUUAAGCGAGUAGCCUAUUAUGUCUAGUGAGGUAUAACCGCUCUUAGAUACUCUAUCUAAUGUAAGGAUUGUGCGUCAUUCUGAAAACAUGAAUAACUACAUGUAUGAAUGAAUCCAAGAAUCUCGCAGAAAGGCCCAAGUCUGACCGAGACUGUUUCAUGAAGGUUUCAUGUAGACUCGAUCAAGAUGGAUAAUUCCAGGACAACACUGAAUAUAGAUUCCUAAUGAGAUGACUUAUACACACUGUGUCACAUAUUUCGUUUUGUGAAUUGAUGCGAUGACCAAGAUGGCUGCGAGUGACCAGGAGUCCAGGUGACACUGAGGGUGUACCAAUAUGGCGACCAAAACUGCCGUGGAUCCUGCCAUGAUACAACACAUGCUCAAAGUAGCAUUGCAAGGCGGUGGGCAAGUGAAAUGGAAGCCGACAGAAAAGAAACGUCCGCACCACUCGUCAUCCAUCCAACUUCCGGCAGUCUACGAAACAUGGAAGGAGCCCUCUCGCGUUAAUAGGCGGAGAACGCAAGCUGCUGCAGCAGUUGCCGCCGAGGCGAGACGGUCUUCGAGAAGUGUGCCGACUAUCUCAAGAAGAAGCAAGACAGAAAGUCCGGAACGGGUUUCAAACUCCGCCCCUUCUUCCAAACCACUCCCUAGCAACCACGACAGACACAACUCGGAUUUAACAUCUAAGAAAACCGUCACCCCAUCCCGGCUUCCAAAAAUUAACACGCUGGUUGCAGGAGCUCCCGAGUCCAACUCAUCUGCCGACUCUCCUACGCAAACGCAAAAGCACAGCAAGCCGAAAGAUGCAGGCCAUAAAACACCAUCUCCGUUUUCUCCUAAGGAACAGAAAACCGAUGACGUGACAGUUCAUUCAAAAGGAGAUAGGUUGAAUGGCCGUGUGGAAGAAAACAACAACGUGUUGUCGAAAGUUGGUAAAGAGAAGACACACCCCAAAAAGCUUCCAACUGAUAGUAAACCUCACCUUGAAAAGAAAGACAAUGUUAUUUCCGUGCCAAAGGAUGGACCCAGUGUACGGUUAAAGGCUUCAAAUCCAAGCGAGAAAAAGACUGAACAUAAAGAUGAAAAGGUUUUGAGCAAAACCAAAGAUAUCCCGGAUGAAGGGACGGGAGACCAUCAAAUGACGAAUAGAACUAAGGAUGAUUAUAUUGUAAAUAUUUCUGACAAAAGUGAACAGAUUUUAAAUGACCUUCCAAAGAAAACAUUAGAGAGAACCAAGACUGAUAAGAAGACAACUCUUAGCCAUACAUCUGUAGCGAAAGCCCGCCAAAGUAAAACCACGCAUAAAUCUACUGACGAGGGUAAAACAAGAACGAUAAAAAACGAGACUGUCAUGGACAGAUCGCACCCAAAAGAGCGACCUCAAACAAAUCUCACGAAUCAAAGAGUUGCGGACGUCAAUAGUCCGUCGAAGGCCCCGCCGUCGAGAGCGACGCAUAGCAGGAUUGGGACUGGCUUCAGUCAUGUCAGUAGCAGAGUGAAUCCGCGAUCGAGGUCCAAUCAGUUUCGUUCGAAGCCAUUGUUGCAGCGACGUCAUACGAAAACCGGUUUCUUCACAUCCAGCGGCGAAUUCGUGACGAACGACGAGGAAGGAAAACAGAGCGAAGUCAGUGUCGAGACAUCGCGCACCAAACGGACAGACGCAUCGACGGCAACGCUGAAAAGCAACGUCAGUGGCUCGACGACGUCGGCGAUAUCGACGACCAGCAGUGAAAAUUCGACGAAACCUCUACGCCGACGUCCGGUCAUCAUUACGAAGAAGACGUUAGCCAGGCAGAAGUUUUACAACUCGGUGUAUAACAACCAACAUUAUAAGAUUCAACGACAGACCGCAUUCCUGAAGAAGGUCGAAAAUGCUCAACUGAAGGUUGAUGAUGAAAAAAAUCGAGAAUAUAUAGAUACAAAGAAGAAGAAGCACGAGAGUGUUGUGAGACAAUACCAGACGUUGAAACGAAUACGAGAUAAAUUUGACGAGGAACAAGUGAAGAGAUUUUCCCGCCAAUACGUCUCCUGGCGAAGCGUCGAAGAAGAUCGCCUGAACAGACAGAGCUCGCAAUAUGGGUUACCAGAUAACAUCUACGAAGAUAGAUACGACAAGACCUUGAAAGAGAUUCCAAAGCUGACGAAACCCAAGUCCAAAUCCAACCUGAAAUCCGACAAGAAGUUUUCCCGCUUCGCCCGGUGGGUGCAGAACAUCCGGCGAUUUGAGCGCAUCCUGAAACCGAACAUUGGAGCAGGUUUAGAGGAGUCGAUGCUUCGCUCCACCAAAGGGGCUCUCGUAGAAGGGAAAGAUAUUGUGGAGCUCCACCAGUCAAGGGAUGAUUCUUCCGAGAAAGGAGGACAAGGCCAGAUAAGAACAAAGAAAAUAGUGAAAGUGAGAAACGUUAUCGGAUCAGCGAAACGACUUUUACAAGCAACUCAGGAUAUGGACGCAAUCAGUGAAGUAUCUGACGAGAAUGACGAUGGUGGCGACGAUGACUUCAGUGACGUUUCGUCUUUAGACCUAAGUGAUGACGACGAAUAAAGAACUAAAUAAAUCAGCGAACUCAUACUCUCAUCAGAACUCUGAUUUAUUGGAAGGGAAAGAGUGCGCCGGUGGGGGUGGGGUCAGUAUUGAAGUCAUUAUGAUAUUAUUUAUUUCUUCAAUCUUUUAAUAAACAAUGACAAUUAUUAGGAAAUCUAGUUAUUUUCAUACAUCUGUUCCGACAUGAAUAAUCUGAUUUCGUGAGUCGUUUAAUACGAUUGUUGCCUAUAUGUUAUCUAAGAAAAUGAGAACAAAUACAAUUUUCAAUAAUCUAUCAGGUAUUCAAAAAUUUAAGAAGUUGCUAUCACUCCUUCAAGUUUAUCUCCACUUUCAUUUCCCGAUUGUGAAUCUUUUUAGGUAAAUACUCCAAAAUAUGCAAUUGCGUUUGAAAUUCUAUAGUUGAAUUGCAUUAUCUAAAACGUUUGUAUGAUAUUGAUAGAUUUUAUGCAAUCUUCGACAACAUUUUUAGAGCGUAUACAUUUUCUUAUCGAUAUUCAACUCAGGUAUAUUUGACUUCUUCCAAUUUUCUGGAAAAUCUACAAUCGUAUAUUUCACAAAUGACAAAGGCCGUCGUGCAAGAUGGCGAAUCAUUGAAUAAGUGUGUAUAAGAAAGCUAAAUCUUUUGGAAACCAAUUUCUGGUUUGAUUUAGUCACGCGAAUUAAUUUUGGUUACUUUACUUCUCUCUAUUGAAAAUGAUUAAAUUAAAGUCUUUAAAUUUUUUUUAAACAUUUAACAAAAAUCCCUACUCAAUCAUUAAUCUUUUAAAUAUUGUCAAGCAGGGUUUAUCCAGAAACAAAAUGGGCAUUAGUACAAUUAGUUUGAUUUAAAGAUAGCCGAGGUAGAAUGUUAUUUUUGUUUUCAGUUUUUUUUGUCAACCAUGUUCUGAUAAAACACUGGUUAAGCCAGUUUAAUUCAGACAUCGAAACGUACUGUGACAUCGUUAACGACAUAAUUAGGCAUAUAUCGGUGCCGAUUCUUUUCAGUUGAAAAAUAGAAGUGGAAGAAAACUCCUUUCAUUUCUGGUGGUUACAGCCACUGAUAAAAUCAUAGCUGCGUUAUUUUGACAAUCGAAUGAAAUGAUUUACACUGUAAAAACUGGAGCCGUUUCAUAAAGCUGUUUAGAGUGACUUUAAGAACGACGGGUGAUCCUUUCUUACGCGCUAAACCAUCGCCAAUGAAUGCCAUUUAUCACAAGAAAGGAUACCAGUCCUUCUUAAAGUCGCUCUUAACUUACGAACAACUUAUGAAACACCCACCAGGUGUGUGUUUCAUGUGUUUCAAAAAGCUGUUUGUAAAGUUACGCACAACUUUACGCACGACUGGAACAUGAUCUUAGGUGGUAAGUGAGCUACAUAGGGAUAGUGUGGCACACUGGCGGGUCCAGGGGGGGGGGGGGGGGGGGCACAGCCGGCCUGUGCCCUCCCCCCCUUUGAGAAGCUAAAUUAAAAUUUGUAAUGUAAAAAUGCUGUUGACGCAGAAGUGUGACCCCCCUUUUGAAAGUGAAGACCUUUUUUUCUUUUCUUUUUUUUUUGCUUGUCAAAUUUUUUUCUGGGACGAAUUAAAUCUCCUUAAUUUUUUGUUAAAAACCUGUUUGGGGUUAAACAUCCUGGAUCUGCCCCUGGUGUGGCACAAGAAAGGUCACCAGUCGUGCAUAACUUUAUGAAACACCCAUCUGGGUGUUAAAACUGACACCAGUUAGUGUCCCUAGAGGACCUCACCCUGAGGUGUUAAAAUUGCACCCUAGACUAGAGUUUGAAUACAACACCUAAGAGUGUCAAAGCAACUACAAAAAGUGUUACAAUAACACCCAUAUAGGUGUUGAACUGACACUAAAAAAGUCAGUCGGGGUGAUACGACUGGUGUAGUCCUCGAUGUACACCAAUUCAGCGACACAGUUUUUUGCUGUGUGUGAGUUAUAUUAUAAUAUUCAUGACUAUUUCUUAUCAUUCCUUUGUGUUAUCAAGUCGAAAUGUUUAUUCUUCCGUCCUUUAGAACUGAAAUUAAUGAAACCAAUUGCAAAUUGGAUAUUUUAAAAAUUAUGUUUAUGAUUAUGACUAUGUCCAAUGAUUUUGUUUAUUUUAUAUGUAACACCUUGAGUAAUGAUUCAUCAGAAAGUAAGCAUUAUAAAUACUAAUUAUUAUUAUUCUUGUAUUUUUUUUAUUUAUGAUAAUUGGUAUGAUUAAGCAGAAUAAUUUAUCUUGCCAUUGCAUUUACAACUGAUUGUGGGUGUCUAAUUAAUUUUUUUGCUUUAGCUGCAUUUUAGGAGGUCAAAUUUGUGUAUGUUUUUAAACUUAUUCAUACUCCUCUCAAUAUUUUGUUUAUUAUUAUAAAUACACGAUUCUACAUCUUGUAAUUAAAUUGAAAAUUUAUCCAAAGAAUUAUAAUUAUUUAAGUACUCUCCUGCAAUUUCAAUUCUUCGGUGCCAUCUUCAAAUUGUAUAUAUCUAUUUUCCUGCAAACAAUGUUUUUAUUAAGUUAUUAGAACAGCAGUUUUGUAAUGGUGAAAGGCACUGGCGUACAGAUGGGGGAGGCACUUGCCCCCUAAAAAAAAAAGAAUGUUUCACCCGUCAAAAAAAACGACAGGUAAAUGAUAAAAAAGUAAAUGGUUUUCUGGAUAUCAUUUUUAAAAAAUCUGUAAAAAAAUUAGAAUUUUGAUUAAAAUGAUCAAUUUUCUGCCCGCUUGCUUUGCUCGCGACUAUUCAGAGAUUCCUCCGUAUGCCAUGAUGUGCCCAUCAAAAUAUUUGACUUGAUAUGCCAGUGAUGAAAGAGAGAAAAGCCUUAUAACUUUAUCAGUAGUGUAACCAGUGUAAGGUAACACUGUUAAAUCAGCAUUUCCGGCUUGAGUGACGUUACUUAUUUUUCAUUUAUCAUUAUUUUUUUUUUGGGGGGGGGGGAGGGGAGUUGGGAACUUGUCUCGAAACGACAUCACAUUCCGAUACUUAUACGUCAACAUGGUUUAUGUUUAUACAUGCGUAUUGUGUUAUAUAUUAGAUGUAGGUAUUAUAUUUCUUUGGAGAUUCAGAUCAUUCAGUGUUCAUAUUUGUGGCAAAAUUAAAUGAAUUUUAUGAAACAUUCGAAA